Crotalus tigris (Tiger rattlesnake) is the source of this 1125-nucleotide messenger RNA. RefSeq names its product secreted frizzled-related protein 2-like. Bases 47 to 925 code for a protein of 292 amino acids. The record is from RefSeq and is a predicted model, not a curated record. The transcript is spliced from 4 exons. Gene Ontology annotation, molecular function: Wnt-protein binding. Lineage: Eukaryota; Metazoa; Chordata; Lepidosauria; Squamata; Viperidae. Gene Ontology annotation, biological process: non-canonical Wnt signaling pathway; negative regulation of canonical Wnt signaling pathway; canonical Wnt signaling pathway.
CGCGCGGCUUCCAGGUGAAGGAGCUUCUCAGCCCGGCAGGUUCCUGAUGGCUGUCCGGGCUGCCCUCCUGCUUCUGCUGGCCCUCUGGGCCUGCUGCGUCCUCUCCUCCGCCUUCCAGCAUCACCUGGUACAGCUGAGCUCCCGGCGCAGCGCCUGCAAGCCGGUGCCCAGCAGCAUGGCCCUGUGCCACGGCGUGGGCUACAGCGAGAUGCGGUUGCCCAAUUUGCUGGGCCACGACACCAUGAAGGAGGCCCUGCAGCAGGCGGCCUCCUGGGUGCCCCUGCUGACCAAGCGGUGCCACCGGGAGACCAAGAAGUUCCUCUGCUCCCUCUUCGCCCCCGUCUGCAUCAGCCAGAUGGACGAGCCCAUCUUCCCCUGCCAGUCUCUCUGCGAGGCCGUCCGGGACAGCUGCCUGCCCGUGAUGGCCGCCUUCGGCUUCCCUUGGCCCGAAAUGCUCAACUGCAGCCGGUUUCCUGGGGGCAACCAGCUCUGCAUCCCCCCGGUGGGUCCCAACGACCAAGAACAGCCCCCCCGAGAAGACACCGUAUGCACAGCCUGCCUUGAUUCUGGAGCAAGCGAGAAGGAUUUUUUGGAGAAAAUCUGCAACCAGGAUUUUGCUCUAAAGAUGACCAUCAAAUCCUUAUCCGGCCUUGGGGGCGACCUGAAAGUCAUCCCAGAGCUCCGUGGCCGGACGCUUUACAAGCAGGCCAACUGGUCCGAAGACGAGCGGAAGAAGCCGAUCCUGUGGCUGGUGGACGGGGAGGCCUGCUCCUGCGAAGAGCUGGCAGGGGGGCCGGGCACGGUGGUCCUGGCCAUGGGCCACCGUCUCAGCAACCGCCUCGUCCUCUCCUGGGUCAGGAGGUGGAAACACGGGGAGAAGGAGCUGAAGAAGUUCUCCAGGGCGGUGCGGAAGCUGCAAUGUUAGAGGUGGCUCCUCACCGCCCAUCCUCCCCUGCCAGCUGUGGACCCUGGGGAUGGAAGCUGGGCCUGCAGGCAACUGGUUUUCCCAGAUCGCAGACAAACUGGCACGAAGGGAAUAGCUAGCAAACGUUGAGGGGGCUAAUACAGGUAAUCCUAGACCAGGGGUCUUCAAACAUGGCCACUUCAAGACUUGUGGACUUCAAU